UUCUCAUCAUACACUAGUAGAUUGAAAUCUUCUCUCUCGCAUGCUCUAAGGAAGUACUAACUAGGAUAUCGAAAUGGAGAAGACAUCCAUCAAACUCGUCUCGGUAUUGGUUGCAGUGCUCUUUCUCGUUGCUCAAUAUGGGGGAGUGGAGGCCAGAUCGACAUUAACUCCAUGCGAACAAGACGGGGAUUGCGCAGCUGUUUGCCCAACUAUCUGCACGGUUCAUGAAACAUGUGAAUGUUACAACAAGAUAUGCAGAUGUCUUGUGGAUAAAGUCAUUAAUCCGGUUGUCAUGGGGAUAAAAAAUCAAUAACCGGUUAUAUGAGGAGGUUUUUUGUGAGUGUAUUUGAUGUUGAUGGAACCUUUUAGAAAUUGAGGAUGGUUUAUUUCAAUUUCAGCGAAUUUUUAUGAAUAAAGC
This is a messenger RNA of Linum tenue, 418 nucleotides long. Lineage: Eukaryota; Viridiplantae; Streptophyta; Magnoliopsida; Malpighiales; Linaceae. The record is from the annotation of a GenBank genome assembly.